AACCAAAACCGAACCCUGCUGUGACUAAAAAGAAAGCGCCUUUUGCUUGGGCGAUUUCGAGAUUGACAAUUUUUAAAGACUUUGAAAUGUUUAUUUCAUACUAGAGAAUGCAAAAUUUUUAAGUCUCAUUUUUAAUCUAUUUUUAAUUAUUUAUUGCUUCGAAUAAAUCGUAGAAGAUGGCUUUUACAAUAUUCCAAAAACUAUUGCAACCGAUAAAAUGUUCAAUUACCAAAAACCGUUUCGCCAGCAGUGAAGAGAGCAACUUGGCAAAACUCUCUGCCCCCCAUAAAGUCGACAACUGGGAAAGACAUUUCCUCGUCUGGACAAAGAAAUACAAAUCGCUGGAUGAAGUUCCUGCGUUCGUCAGCCAAGCGGUGAUGGAAAAAACCAGAAAUCGCAUGAGAAUCAGAAUCGCCAACUACAUGAUCGUCGCUACGAUCUUAGGAUGUUGUGCGAUGAUCUAUUUAGGUAAACAAGACGCCAAAGCGGGCAAAAGCGUCACGAAGAUGAACUUGGAGUGGCACAGGCAGAUUAAGGAGGAGGAUGAGAAGGCCAAGGCAGCAGCUGCACAAAAAUAAUUUGUUUAUCAGGGAAAUUUUAGUAAACAUGAAUUCCUGUCCUGGCCAGAAUUCAACAAUAGUAGGCUGUGUAAAGAUUUGCUUGUAUACAGUUAUUUAAUUAUAUAGAAUCAAAUAUAAAUAGUACUUGUAUAUAUUUAUUAAUAAACUAUUUAUUAUCAA
Messenger RNA from Ceutorhynchus assimilis (cabbage seed weevil), 740 nucleotides. NCBI's taxonomy places the organism in Eukaryota, Metazoa, Arthropoda, Insecta, Coleoptera, Curculionidae. The record is from the annotation of a GenBank genome assembly.